AUUGUGCUAGUAUCAUCCUGUAUACUGUACGAUUGUCUACAGUACAAGCAUUCUCAGGAGAGACAACAAGGACUCAUGCCUGACUGCAGCUUGCAUACAUUUUUUCAGGCCAUGUCCCCUCUACCCGCCUAAGCUCACCCGCCCGUAUAACUCAUAGUAGAGGCCUUAAUCACUACGUUCCAACAUAAAAUAAGCCCAAGGGCGUCUGAGGAAUUGAAGUAAUAGACACAGUCCUCAACAGAAAUGGCAACAAUGAUGAAAAUGUACUCUAUGGUCAGCGCUAACUUUCAGCCGAAAGGUAUGUUCCCCCCUUUUCUCUUCGAUACCCCUAUGGUGAAGACCAGAUGGCGAGGGAAUGGGUGGAGGGGUCCACUGUAGCAGGCUCGGAUAUUCGCCAUGUUCAGAAGGGAGUUAGCGGCCGAAUGGUAAACUGACGAGUCCGGACACAGAGCCGAUAAAGUUAUACCUACCAACACAUGAGAUGUGGUGGAAAAUACCAUAUGAGUCUAAAAAAGUGCGUCACUCCUCCCUCUUCGCUCCCUAAUCUUCCCUCUAACUAAUGAAUCCCCUUCCCCUCUAUAGAACCUCGCCGUUGAAAUCGACGAAAUCCUGAAAGACAUUCAACAAGCCCAAGCUGCGGCUAAAAGGAAGAAAGUCUACUUGACCUCAAUCGCAAGUUACGGCAUCGGGAUGCCCUCCCCGGGCAGAUGGGUCCUGGUGGACUUGAAGGACGGCUCCUUAGUGUACCAGAAGUAUAUGGAAAGCCUGGUUUACCCAGGGGCACAGUAUAUCGUACUUUGCCUGGGGUCUACGGAGAUUCCCAGGGGAAUUUUGCGGCCGCAUAGUGUCGGGGAGGGAGGGUUCGGUGAAGGCGGGGAUGAGGAUGAGAGCUUUGAAGAUGUUGGGGAGAAUAUCGAUCAAGUUGCUUAGCGGGGGCACAAUGGAGGCGGGGAUGAGGGAGCGGCGUAUGAAGGGUUUGGAGAGAAUAUUGAUCGAGUUGCUCAGAGGUGGGGAGGAGAAGGAGGUUGAAACGGUAGAAUGGGGGGAUUGGUCGUAUUGUGGGGGACCUUCCGAUUGGGGGAUCGGGAUUUUAACGUUCGGUCCCGUUAUCUAAGCGCACAUGUUUAUGUGAAUACGAUACCAGAUAAAUUAAUUCCAUUCGCGUGGAGAG
Tuber aestivum (summer truffle) is the source of this 1171-nucleotide messenger RNA. NCBI's taxonomy places the organism in Eukaryota, Fungi, Ascomycota, Pezizomycetes, Pezizales, Tuberaceae. The record is from the annotation of a GenBank genome assembly.